AUAUCAUUAUUAUUGUUGGUAGUAUUUGUGAAGGCCUCAGUGGACUUGUCAACAUGUUUCUCUUCAAGAUCAACAUGGUAUGAAGCAAUCGAGCAUGGUAACUGUGGCUAUGGUCCACUCAUGGGACCAACAGGACCCAAGCAUCGCUUUGUAACUGCCCCCGCAUCAAUAAUCUAUAACGCCUCCUAUGCUUGUGGAACAUGUUAUGAGAUUGACGGACCAUUUGGAAGUCAAGUUGUAACUGUUGUCGAUCAAUGUCCCGACCCUGGCUGGUGUGAUACUGCAUUCCCACAUUUGGAUCUGAGUCCUCAGGCAUUCCAAAGUAUUGGCGGUAGCUUUGGAGUAGUGAUGACAAAUGCAAAGAAGGUCUCGUGUGAUUAUGUAACGGGAAAUAUCAAGUUGUCAAUGAAGGAUGCCCCUACAACACCAUCUUGGUUCGAGUUCGUCGUAUUCAAUCAUAGGACAGGCCUAGAUCGUGUUGAUAUCGAACAAGCCAACGGAGUAGUCAGCUCUCUCAAACGCCAGAACUACAAUUUCUGGACAUAUUCCAGUAAUCAACCUGCUCAAUUUCCAGUGAUUGCCCGUGUAUACGAUCAGUUUGGUGCCAGAGUGGAUGUAUUCAUCGCGUCGUCUACUCGUGCAGUAAUAUCCGAGGGCUCAGGACAAUUCCCCGAUCCUGCCUCUAGCUUCCACUCUAACUGCUUGGCACCCUACCCCGUGUUGACCUCGGGAGUCGUGUAUCAGAAUGGUCUGACGACCACUUCGUCUUGGGGCAAUCCCAACAUUGGCUGGCAAGAUUGGUCAUGGAGCACCGAGGUCAAUUGGUGUGACAAGUCAGUUGGAGGAGCAGCCAAUGGAUCUACUUGUGUCGCCUGCACCUCACUUACUGGCGGCUCGAUACAGAUUGGCACGGAGCUGCCUGUCAAGUGGGCCAACGUGUUCAAGGGCAUCGAGUUCUAUGUCAAGGGCACUCAAUCAUUCAACACUCUACAAUUCGGUUAUGAUACUAUGGUCUCAAUACCUGUGACAACCAACUGGAAGAAACAUACCUUCACCCUUGACCAAGUUGGUGCCCCUUCCAAUCUCGGACGGCCAUCACAUCUUGAUUUCCGCAGUUCCACACGCACUCCAUUAUUCUACAUUGAUUAUAUUAGACUGAUACCAAUCAAU
Messenger RNA from Acytostelium subglobosum LB1, 1170 nucleotides. RefSeq lists its product as hypothetical. The record is from RefSeq and is a predicted model, not a curated record. Lineage: Eukaryota; Evosea; Eumycetozoa; Acytosteliales; Acytosteliaceae. The annotation marks the transcript as partial. The transcript has 2 exons.